Molecule: messenger RNA, 1656 nt
Organism: Plasmodium vinckei vinckei
Lineage: Eukaryota; Apicomplexa; Aconoidasida; Haemosporida; Plasmodiidae
Product: conserved Plasmodium protein, unknown function
Exons: 1
Coding region: 1-1656 (551 amino acids)
Source: RefSeq, a predicted model, not a curated record
AUGAGCAAAACAAGAGGAAAAAAGUACAGGGGAAGGAAUUCAAUGGAUAGUAACCUACUUACCCAAGCUGAGACAAAGAGUUUGCAAAAAAUAAAUUCAAAAGAAAUAGAUGAAGAAGCUGAAACAAACUCAACAAGUGAAAUUAAAAAUUUAGAAAGUUAUGGAAAUAUUGAGGAUGAAGAAUAUAGUCAUGGAGAUUUGACUAGCCAAAAUACUGAAACAGACAAAAAACAUAUUGAAACUGAAAGUGUUGAUGAAAAUUAUCAAGAACAAAUUGAAAAUGAAGAAAAAAAUAUUCUUAAAAAUGAAACUAUAAAGAAGACAGACAAAAGAAGUAACAUAGAUAAACGUAAAAAACAUGAAGAAGAUGAAAAAAAUAAAAAUGAUGAAUUUUCCGACCAUAUAAAUGACCCAAAUAAAUAUGAUAUAUUGGAACCGGAAAAGAAAAUAAGAAAAUGUGUAAAUAUCAAAAAUGAUGAUCAAAAUGAAAAUUGUACAAGGAAAGAAAAAGUAAUAAAGAAUGUUGAAAAUAUUUUAAAAAACAGUGAAAAAUAUAUAGGGACAGAUAAUGGAACUCCUAACAAAAAACAUAAUAUCAAAUUAAAUAUUGAUGGAUUAAAAAAUAAUAUAAAAAUAAAUAAUAUGAAAGAAAAUUUGAUGAAUAUAAAUAAAACUGAUAAUAUUGUUUGUUCUAACAAUUCUUCACUUCCUCUUAUUAUAUAUGGGAUUUCUGAAACGAUAGAAAAAAUUAUGACAAUCGAUAAAAGUAAUGAUAUAAAUAAAAUAAAGAUGAUUGAAAUUGUACAGGAUUUAAAUAUACUUAUGAAAUCUUAUUACAAUAUAAUACUAAAAUGUGAUUCAAGUUUAACCUUAACUGUUAAUAAAAUUAAUGUAUUAUAUAACCAUUAUAAAAAUGUCGAAAAAUAUAUAUAUGAAGAAGUAUAUAAAAAAGGUAAUUCAAAAAUAUUGGAAAUGCUUGAUGAAGAUAAAAUUAAAGAAAUUGAUAUUAAACAUGUAAAUAAAAAAAUAAAAAAUGAUGAACAACAAAUUAAUAUAUUUUCUUCAACGAUGUAUAGUUUAGAUAUUAACAAUCCAUCCAUUAAUUUGUCUAUAGACAAUAGUAUUAAUAUAGAGAAUAAAACUCUAAAUGCAAAUAAUCUGACUGAUUUAAUGAUUCAAACAAAUAAGAUAGAGCAACUAGAUGAAGAUAAACAUGUUCUUGAAGAAAAAAAUCCAGUAAAUUUAGAAAAUAUAGAUGAUCUUUCCAUUUUAAAAAAAGACAACAAAGAGAUAGACACACAAAUGAUUAACAACAAUUCUGAACAGGCAGACAAAUGCAAUGAUUUAAAAAUAUUUUCAAGCAUUAAUUCAAAAUCUACAACUAUGUCAAGUUAUAAAGAUAGUGAUAAUGCUGAUCAAAUGGGGACUGACAAUUUGGAAAAUAAAAAUAAUAUUCAAAGUAAAUCCAAAGGAUAUAAUAAAUUAAAAAAAAUGAUAAAUAAAAGAGAACAUAUUUUAAAUAAACUAGAAAAAUUAAAUUCCCUAUUUUUUUUUAUAUUUAAUCAUAAAGGAAAUAUAAUAAAUUAUUUACAUAAAGAAAUUAAUUCUUGUAUUUUAGAAUUUGAUAAAGCAUAUAAAUUGUAUAUCCCCAAUUAG